This is a messenger RNA of Alternaria postmessia, 1833 nucleotides long. RefSeq lists its product as uncharacterized. NCBI's taxonomy places the organism in Eukaryota, Fungi, Ascomycota, Dothideomycetes, Pleosporales, Pleosporaceae. The record is from RefSeq and is a predicted model, not a curated record. The transcript has a single exon. Bases 1 to 1833 code for a protein of 610 amino acids.
AUGAAGAUACAGCAUGACGAACCUAUAAUCACCUUCGUUCCUUCACCUUCACGGCCGGUUUCCUCCGGCAGCGACGGCACCGCAGAGAAGCCGAAGAAGCGGACCCCUCGUUCGAAAACAUCCUACAACAUCGCCCGACCCGUAAACACUCGCUCAAAGCUACAUGCACGCCCCAAGGUUCUCCUACAGUUACAUCAAGUCAUCGCUUCGCAACGUCCAAAGCCUGCAUACGAAGUCGUUCCUUUCUCAGUCCUCCCCCAGCGAAUUUCGAGGCGUCUUUCACGGAGCUUUAACACCAGGGAAAAAUUAGGGCCACAUGAUCUCUUCAUUGUUCAGGCAGAGGAGUACAACAGUCAUGAUGACGAGAGCAAGUCGGAAGAGGAGCGAUGGGGCUCGCGCGACGUAAUCGGCGUCAUCAGCGCACGGAAGUGUGACAAGGGCGUCACCGAGACCACGGAGAUUUGUAUGAAUGACGGGACGAGUCGCUGGGCGGUAACUGAUAUGCCCAACGGAGGCUACGAGUUCAAUAGCACUGACGAGCAUGGCCUGACGCUGAAGGCGCGUUGGGUGUUGAAACCAGCUCAUUCACGCCGUACGUCAAGCAUGACUGCGAACACACCCCUUUCGCCAUCAUUCCCAGAGGCCGACGACAGGAAGUUUACGUUCAGUACUUUGAGUGUUAAUUCCAGGCGUCAUCCUAUCAUUGCGACAAUGACCCGCAACCGCAUAGAUGUCAUGGAUACCUACGCUUUGCCAUCUGAUGCCUCGCCGUCAACGCCUAGCAUGGCCUCUUACACCCAGUCGCCUACCACAGACGUUUCCAGCAUCGAUGCCAGCAACUUUAUGGAAACUUUGACAGAGAAGCUGCCUACCGAGACCGGCGACGCGCUUCGACAAUUCAUACUGGCUUCCGGUGUCUGGGUUGCUGCCAAAGAAUUCACGACGGAGGGCCCCAACUUGUUCUCGCCCCCAACCCUAGCUCCCUGUGCCACCUUCCGGCCAAACACCAACCGCACGUUCUCAAUGUCGAUCCUUGAUUGUCCUCGCUCGCCAUCUCCAGCUUCGACACUCGACGAGAAGCGCCGCUCGAUCCCUCGAAUGUUCAAGCCUAGUUUGGAAAGACUACCUCGUCGCACGACAAGCUUCACUGAUGCUCCUGCUUCGCCUGCUUCUACCAAGACGGCAGUAAACGCUUCUCCCGUGACCGUUGUGAAGACACGAGCGCGACGUGCCAACUCGACUGGCACUGCUAUGCAUAGUAUUUCCGGCAGCAUGAGGAAGAGAUACGGACUUACCUUCGAAGACCAAACACUCGCAGAAACCGCAGAAGAGCGCACUAUGAAGCGCAGCGUGGAGCUACUUCGCAUCAAGGAACUACAACUGCCCUCACCUAUAGAGCGACCUUCUGCUGAAUCCACCCGGCCACUCCCUCCUGCUAUACCAUCCCCGAUCGUCAUCCCCGCGUCACCUGAAGGCCCGACUUCGCCCACACCGCUACUCGCCUCUCCUCUCCUCUCACCGGCCAUGCCACAAACCGAACGUUCUAGAAAGACACAGUCUGCAUACGCGCCCAUCACCACGACCGGCAUGUGGGAUUCUGGAGUCACGGAAGGCCCCGGUCUCAAGAAGCGCCCCACAAGCAUGUUCGUCAUGAACGAGAAGAAGCGCAAGCAAGAGAAGAAGGUUGAGCGCAGUAAAAGCAUGAAAGAGAAGAGCAAAGCUAGCGAAGAGAGUAACGAAGGUCUCGGUCCUAAGAGCAAGAGGAAGGGUGAUUGGUACAUGUACAAGAUCAAACUUCGCCUCAAGGACAUCUUUAAGAAGGACAAGGCUUGA